Molecule: messenger RNA, 645 nt
Organism: Acanthosepion pharaonis
Lineage: Eukaryota; Metazoa; Mollusca; Cephalopoda; Sepiida; Sepiidae
Source: the annotation of a GenBank genome assembly
AUGAUUUCUUUGAAAACAUAUCAGAAUAAUAGCCUUAUUGAUCGAAAUCAGCCAAAGUAUAUUGCAGAACACACAAGCUCUCACUCUCUCUCUCACACAACCAUGCUUCCCAUAAUUCCCUCUCUCAUCCUCAUGAUCCCCUAUUCCAUGCUUCCCAUCCCUUCCUCCCUCCCAUCCCUCAGUUCCCAUCCCUCCCUCCCUCCCUCUCAGUUCCCAUCCCUCCCUCUCUCUCUCAGUUCCCAUCCCUUCCUCUCUCUCUCAGUUCCCAUCCCUCCCUCUCUCUCUCAGUUCCCAUCCUCCUCUCUCUCUCUCAGUUCCCAUCCCUCCCUCUCUCUCAGUUCCCAUCCCUCCCUCUCUCUCUCUGUUCCCAUCCCUCCCCCUCUCUCUGUUCUCAUCCAUGGUUCUCUCCAUGGUUCCUCCCCCCUCUCUCUCUCUCCCAUGGUUCCCAUCCCUCCGUCUCUCUCUCUCUCUCUACCUCCGGUUCCCACCCUCCCCUCUCUUUUCCCCUUGUCUCUACUCUUUUUCCUCCUCUCUUCUUGGUCCUCCACUCUCUCUCUCUCUCUCUCCUCACUCUCAUUCUGUUUCUCUCUCUGCCCAUGGGGCUCCAUUCUCUCUCGCAUUGGCACAAAUGAUUGUUAUAAAUAA